Mugil cephalus (flathead mullet) is the source of this 1909-nucleotide messenger RNA. RefSeq lists its product as uncharacterized. Bases 185 to 1117 code for a protein of 310 amino acids. Gene Ontology annotation, cellular component: membrane. The transcript is spliced from 4 exons. NCBI's taxonomy places the organism in Eukaryota, Metazoa, Chordata, Actinopteri, Mugiliformes, Mugilidae. The record is from RefSeq and is a predicted model, not a curated record.
GAGCGAGGGGACGGGUCUGGUUUUGCUCACCUUUACGUUUCUCUUCCGCUUCCUCCUCCUCCUUCUUCGGAUAGGGUGGGGUUUCUUCUACCUGGAAUCAGACAACAAACAGGACAGUGACUUAGGGACACAGUAAUGACAUUAUAGUCGAGUUUUGGAGUGUUUUCAUCGACUUCAUACAGGUAUGAGCCAGCAGCCCCGUUCAAACCGGGGACACCGGGAGAGAAACGGAGACCACCGGGAGAGAAACGGAGAUCACCGGGAGAGAAACGGAGAUCACCGGGAGAGAAACGGAGAUCACCGGGAGCCACACGACGACCGGUCAUCUACGGACAGGACCUCCUCCCGACCUCCUUACUACCCCCGAGAGUCCGACUCCUCACACAGGCAUUCGCGGGACGCCCCCCGGGCCGAGCGCCACGACUCCAAAUGCACCCACAUAUGCUCCAGGAGAGGCAUUGUGCUGAUUUGCGCCGUCCUGACCAACGCCCUGGUCCUGAUCUGCGUGGUCGCAGCUCACAUGGUGACCUCCGGCUUGUCGGCGGCGUCCAUCGGCGGCUUCAACCUCAACUCCAACUUCAACCUGCAGGGCACUGAGCUGCAGGAGGCCCGAGAUCUGGACAUGCAGUACAGCCAGAUGAGGGCGCCGGGCCUCUACGGCGGCGUCCCCUUCAGCCUGACCUUCGGCGUCCUGUCGCUGCUGUUCGUCGUCGCCGGGAACAAACCCGCCCACCACCUGUCGAAGAAGCACCUGUACGGAUCGCUGGUGUUCCAGGCGGUGGGCGCGGUGGGGUACGUGGUGGCCGUCGGCCUCUACCUGCACUUCAUAAUCGGGGUCAACUCCACCGAAGUGUGCUUGAGGCGGGAGAGGCUGUACGCGAGGGCCGGCUACACCUGGAUGAACUGCAACGUGGGCGGAGGCGAUGCGGCCGUGGCUCUGUUCGGACUCAUCACCGCCAUCCUGUACUCCGCCGGCACCGUGCUCACGAUCCAGACCAUCCGAGGAGUGAGGCGCUACGUGCAGUACCUGCAGGAGAAAAAGCGACGAGAGGCGGACAAGCAGCAGGCCCGAGCGAACCCACAGAGGGCCCCUCUGAGGGCCGACAGCGCCGUGUGAACCGGACCGUGUCUGGACCUCGUGGAACUUUUAACACAUCACUUGCACUCCACGACUAACCUACUCCGAAGGAAAGUCAGUUCAGACGAUCAAAUCCCGUUCAUUCCUACUUUAGUCCUGACCUGGACUCGAAAAAACAUGUUUACGGCGGAGACGUUUUUAUCAGUUUUGAUGCUGCAGAGCCUCUGAGAAGCAGCUCCGACCUGCAUGAGCGGGUCCAAAAUGUGCAGCUGAUAUUCAGAUAACCAGACGACUACUGGAGCUGUGAGUACAGCCAGGGAUUCGACUUUGUUUUCAAGAGUUUUAUAAUUCGUCCAGAGAUUGGUUAACGCAUAACAUAUCCACACGUACUAUUCCAUAAUACCAGAGCAUAAAUAAUUCUGUGUCUUAAUAAGUCAAAGAAACUAUUUUGCACAAUGUGUCAGGACUGUGAUGAAGUCAGGACUCGUAACAUAAACGUAAACAUAAAUAUAGCUGCCUAAUGUUUAAGUAUCACUCAGAAUGUCAUGUAGCUGUGAAUAGUGAAGCUUUUACACUCAGUGAGAUGAAACGUGGACAUAACAAGUAGCAGGACAUUUUUAAUAUCCAGUUUUUAAGUCAUUUUUUUUACCACAUGCCAUAUUAAACAUGCUGAUAAAAAGCUCUGGUUAUCCAAGAUCAUCUGUUUGUAUAUUUGGUGACAUGUGUAUGUUUUUUAAUGUGCGUAAAGGUCUAAUAGAUGUGUUUUAUGUCGAGAUUUGUCUUAAUGAUGCAACACUUUUUUCUCAAAUUAAACCCAGUUAUGUGAUUCCA